GGGUCCUUAAAGGGUGUUCUACCUUCUCGUACCUUUUGAAGCUGUUGCGAUAGUGUUGGCUGUUUCACUGUCGAGCGAAGGAAAAGUAAUGUGCAAUCGAGAAACUGUUGCCUGCGGUAUAGUCUUUUUCUUGAUGGCUUCGACGAUCACCAAAGCAGCAGCCGCACCAGUAACAGAACUGAAAAGGAACGAGGGGAAGAAUUUCCUACCCGGAGACAAGAGGGAUAAGUCAGACAGGACAAGGGCGGAAAGGGAAAAAGCAGCAAAGGACAGAGCAGCCAGAGAGAGGGGCAAGGACAGAGACAAGAAUAAUGAUAACGACGGAGGGCGUGGUGGUAAUAACAAAAAAGAUGACAACGACCGCCAAGGUGACGGCUCUCCUGGUGCACGCAGUCCUAUCAGGAUCGUCCUCGUCACCCCGACAUUCCCGACGUCUCCUACACCGACCAUUCCUGAACCUAAUGCGGAGCCUGAUACGGAGUCCGAUAUUGAAGGCUCGCCAACGCCAACUGCCCCCCCAACUACGUCCACGGACGUACCAGACUCACAAGCAACCACAGAAGCUUCUCCCGGCCUGACGCCUGUAAGCAAGCAGUUAGAUCCGUUGCGACCAGUAACGCGACCCUCCACGGCCGCCUUAGCAGGAACUAUGGCAGCUGCCAUUGCGGUAACAUUUAUUCUACUGGCUCUGGCAUGGUGGUAUGCGAGAUGGAAACGUAAACAAAUGGUCAACCCCGACAAACUGGUUGCUAAGAACUCUGUGAAACGCCAAAAGACCAUCGAGAGUAGAUCUGACGCUGAGCAGGUUGAACACACAAAGUCGUCAACGACAGAGGCUACAAUAACGGUGCCAGAGCCAGGGGUAUCGAAAGAAGAAUCAUAUUCGUAUCCCGGUCAACAUGAUUCUGCGUACGAUUUGCCAGUUGCAGAGUUUUUGUUGCCACCAAUGAAUCGCAUUAGCGGGGCAACGACGGCAACGAUGGCAACAACGACAACAACAACAACAACAACAACAACAACCAAUGGCAGGGAAGCAUCCAUGCUGUCAGCCAUAAGCUCCUCCCCACCGAAGGAUAACCUGUGGCCCCCCGACUCCCCGCGAGAUUCGUACGUCACCGCAUCCGCAUCUUUGUCCCGUCCACAACCCGCCGCAACACAUAACUCUAUGGCCGCCAGGAAGAGUGAGCCACUAGCCCUUGAUACGUCAUCCAUGCGACCGUCUUCCAUAGCCACACCGACCACGCCUAAAACACCCCUUCUUAAGCGUUUCCUACAGAGCUUAGCAACGAGGGCAACAGGGGACAAGGAUCGGAAUACUAUUCUAUCCCCUGAUUCAUCCCGUGCUAGUGUGAGCACAGAUUGGGAUUCCAGUAGAAUGAGUGCAAUGACUGACGGUAGUUUGAGUAGAUAUCUGGAGGACGACUAGUUGCUAGUCGAGUAUAUACUUUGUACAUAUAUUUUGCAGACAAUUGUAUACAAUGAAGAGUUCUUGUAGAAAUCUUAUGCAAGGCGAAAUCCUU
This is a messenger RNA of Spizellomyces punctatus DAOM BR117, 1520 nucleotides long. RefSeq lists its product as uncharacterized. The record is from RefSeq and is a predicted model, not a curated record. Bases 89 to 1426 code for a protein of 445 amino acids. Lineage: Eukaryota; Fungi; Chytridiomycota; Chytridiomycetes; Spizellomycetales; Spizellomycetaceae. The transcript has a single exon.